This is a messenger RNA of Dermatophagoides farinae (American house dust mite), 1536 nucleotides long. The record is from RefSeq and is a predicted model, not a curated record. NCBI's taxonomy places the organism in Eukaryota, Metazoa, Arthropoda, Arachnida, Sarcoptiformes, Pyroglyphidae.
AUGGAUAAGAAUUUUAUUCAACAAUUGAAUCGAAAAUUUCGUUCUACACUUGUAUCCAUUAUGGGUCAUAAUCAUUUUCGAGUGAUUCAUAUAAGACCAAUACUGGAUGGUUGUCUACAAUAUCAAGAUCAAACAUUCAAACCGACAACCAUCGAUGAUUUUAAUCGAAUGCAAAAACCAUAUACUAAAUGUAAUCUUAAUCAAACAAUGUUGACUAUGGUCGUUAGUCUAUUGUGUCGUAUAGAUAAAACGUAUAUACGUGAUAACAAUGGUAGUGAAAUUGAAUUGUUUAACUUGAAUCCAAUCUAUUCGGUUGAUUAUCAUCUAUUGGAAUUAUUGCAAAGAAAAUGGAAUUUUCGUUAUCGUCUAUUAUAUGCUGAACAAAAUUGGGGAACAUGUCAUGGUAAUAAUACAUGGAAAGGUUCAAUUGCUUAUCUACUUAAUGGUGAUGCUGACAUCGGUAUUUGUGCUAUAUCACGUACAUAUUUACGAAAUAAUGUCGUUGAUUUCAAUCAAUUUUCCAUGAUGGAUGGUAUAGGAUUUAUUCUAAAAUAUCCGAAAAAAACAUCAAAACAAUGGCUUUUAAUGAAACCAUUUUCAUGGCAAAUAUGGUUGAUGAUUAUUGCUUCAUUCAUAUUGGUUUAUUUAUUUCUACAUUAUACUGCCCAUAAAAUUGGUGAACUAUUGACCACACCGAUUAUUAUACGUUUAUAUGCUAUUUAUCUUGCUCGAACCAUGAAAGUACACCAUUUGGAACCAAUUUGGAUUCGUAUUACAUAUCUUAGCUGUAUGCUAUCGAUGAUUGUAAUGACAACAUUAUAUUCAGCACAAUUAUAUUCAUAUUUACAAUUAAGUAAUCAGGAAAAACAAAUUGAUACAAUCGAUCAAUUUAUUAUUGCUAUACGUACAAAUACUUAUAGUCCACUUUUUGUUAAAAAUGGUAACUUACGAAACAUGAUUCUUCAAUUGGAUAUGAAAACCGGACCAUUUUAUUGGAUAAGCCAUUAUCUAAAACGGAAUAAUGCCAUUAAUAUUGGUAAUUAUAUGGAAGGUAUUGAUUAUAUUCAAAAAAAUCCUCGAUACAUUCUCAUUGGUAAUAGCCGAAUAUUGGAAUUAUUACGAAAAUCAUUUGCACAAGAACGUUUAUUACUUGGUUCUGAACUAUUGGGCAUCGAUAUAUUAGCAUAUGCAUUUCAAAAAAAUUCACCACUUUUAAAGCCAUUUAGUGAACAAAUAAUGACAAUACAAGAAAUGGGAUUAAUUAAUCGAUGGCUAUGGAAAGUUAGUCAAGCCAUUAAUAUUGCCAAUCCUAGUGCCUAUUAUGAAUCGAUUAGAACAAAUAAUCGUUUUAGAACUAAUGACGAAUGGGAAAUGAUGCAACUAAUCGAUUUCGAAGCCUUAUUCAAUAGUUGGAUUUUUUUCAUUGUAUUUUCUACAUUUGUUUUCAUCAUUGAAAUAACUGGCCAAUCAUUUUAUUGUCAUUUAUAUCGAAUGACAAUCGAAAAAAUAAUGAAUUAUAUUAUCGCUAAAUUAUAG